AGCUCAGGGAAAGCCAUGGCCUCAAGCACAAGUACCAAGAAGAUGAAGGAGGAAGCCACCUGCUGCAUCUGCCUGGAGCUGAUGACUGAGCCUGUGAGCAUCGACUGCGGGCACAGCUACUGCCGCCUGUGCAUAGUGGGCAUCAUUGAGAGCCAGUGCUCUAUGACAGCGCAGAGGAAGUUCCACUGUCCCCAGUGCCGAGCGACAUUUAGAAGGGAGAGCCUCCGGCCCAACAAGCAGCUGCAGAACCUCAUUGAGACCAUCAAGGAGACAGAGUGUGAGAAGCUGUGUGAGGAACACAGAGAGCAGCUCCACCUCUUCUGUGAAGACGACCAACAGCUCAUCUGCUGGCGCUGUGAGCGGACACAGCACAAAGGACACGUCACAGCUCUUGUGGAAGACGUCUACCAGAGCUACAAGGAAAAGUUUCAGAAAGCUGUGACAAUACUGAAGGACACAAAAGAACAAUAUAAGAAUCUGAAGCUGUUAACAAGAAAACAAAUAACUGACUGGGAGGAAAAGACAGAGAGUAGGAAACAGCAAAUCCAUGCUGACUUUAAAAAUCUCCACAUGUUCCUAUAUGAAGAGGAGAAGUCUUAUAUAUGGAAGCUUGAAAAGGUAAAAGAGCAGACUCUAGAGAACCUUCUGGACAGAGAGGCCACAUUGGAGAAGCAGAUCCAGGAACUCAAGGACCACAUUGUGGAACUGGAGAGGAAAUGUCAGGGCUCAGCCCAGAAUUUGUUGCAGGAUGUAAAAGACACCUUGAGCAGGAACUCAACUAUCAACCUGGUAAAACCAAAGGAUGUGCUUUUGAAGCUGGAUACUGUGUGCAACGUCUCUGAGCUUUACUUUGAUGUGACAAAAAUGUUAAGGCGUUAUCAAACCAGUGUGAUUCUGGAUCCAGAGACAGCUCAUCCUAAAUUAAUUCUCUCGAAGGAUCAGAGGCAAGUGACUUGUGGGUCUGUUCAGAAGAAGCCUGACACUCCUGGGAGAUUUAGUGUCUUGCCCUGUGUCCUGGGCUGUGCGACCUUCACAGCAGGAAGACAUUACUUUGAAGUGGAUGUAGGAGAAGGAACCCAGUGGGAUUUCGGAGUUUGUCUGGAGAACGUGGAGAGGAACGUUGACACGAUACAGGGGCCACAGUCUGGAUUCUGGGCCAUAAGACUAUGUAAAGACAAAGGCUAUGUAGCCCUCACCUCUCUCUUAACUCCCCUUCGUCUGAAGGAGCACCUUGAGGUUAUGGGGGUUUUCCUGGACUAUGAUGCUGGAUUUGUAUCCUUUUACAAUGUGAAUACCGGCUCACACAUCUACACCUUCCCAAAGGCAUCUUUCUCUCAUGCUCUCCGGCCCUAUUUCCAGGUUUAUCAUUAUUCUCCUCUGUUUCUGCCUCCCCCAGAUGAGUAA
Messenger RNA from Sorex araneus (European shrew), 1404 nucleotides. Its product is annotated as E3 ubiquitin-protein ligase TRIM38-like. Bases 16 to 1404 code for a protein of 462 amino acids. The record is from RefSeq and is a predicted model, not a curated record. Gene Ontology annotation, molecular function: zinc ion binding; protein binding. NCBI's taxonomy places the organism in Eukaryota, Metazoa, Chordata, Mammalia, Eulipotyphla, Soricidae. The transcript is spliced from 6 exons.